Lathyrus oleraceus (garden pea) is the source of this 1091-nucleotide messenger RNA. RefSeq lists its product as uncharacterized. The record is from RefSeq and is a predicted model, not a curated record. Gene Ontology annotation, molecular function: oxidoreductase activity. Bases 163 to 1008 code for a protein of 281 amino acids. The transcript is spliced from 3 exons. Lineage: Eukaryota; Viridiplantae; Streptophyta; Magnoliopsida; Fabales; Fabaceae.
CAUGUUAGUUGUCACCAAACCAUUCUUCUGAACUUUCAUUCCAAGAACUUUCCCUUUUCACAUAUCAAUAAAUACACACCAAAUUUUUGCGGUCAAUAAAAAUGCACCCAAACACAUUUUAAAAAUCAUUUCUCAUAUUCACUUCAACUCGUUCGAAUCAUCAUGGCAACACAGAUUUCUCAUCUGGAACCUUGGUGCAGCUUUGCCGGAAAAGUUGUCCUCAUCACCGGAGCUUCUGCCGGCAUCGGCCGUGAUCUCUGUCUCGAUCUUGCUAAAGCUGGAUGCCGUGUCGUCUUGGCAGCUCGUCGUGUAGACCGCCUCCAGUCUGUCUGUGAUGAAAUCAAUGGACAGUUCCUGUCACAGCAAUCGCGAAACCUCCGUGCAGUUGCGGUGGAGCUUGAUGUCUCAGCCGACGGCUCCGCCAUAGAGAAGUAUGUGGAGAAGGCGUGGGAAGCUUUUGGACAUAUCGAUGCAUUGAUUAAUAAUGCCGGUAUCAGAGGAAAUGUGAGUUCACCCUUGGAAUUGUCUGAGGAAGAAUGGAAUAAAGUGUUUAAAACGAACAUAACUGGUACAUGGUUGGUGUCAAAAUAUGUAUGCAAACUCAUGUGUGAUUCAAAGAGAAAAGGAUCAAUCAUCAAUAUCUCUUCAAUUGCUGGCUUAGAAAGGGGACAAUUACCUGGAGCUACUGCAUAUGCUUGUUCAAAAGCAGGUGUCAACAUGCUAACAAAGGUGAUGGCAUUGGAAUUGGGGGCAAACAAAAUAAGAGUGAAUUCAAUAUCACCCGGACUUUUCAAAUCCGAAAUCACUGAAAGUUUGAUGAAGAAAGAUUGGCUAAACAAUGUGGCCAAAAAAACAGUACCAUUGAAAGAUUAUGGCACUUCAAAUCCAGCAUUAACUUCAGUUGUUCGCUACUUAAUUCACGAUUCUUCUGAAUAUGUGACCGGAAACAUUUUUAUUGUUGAUGCUGGUGUUACCUUACCCGGCUUGCCUAUUUUUUCAUCACUAUGAAUAGGCUGAAAUUUGGAUUAAACAUUUUUUGGCAACAUGAGUUAUGAUGUUACUACGGGAAAUACAAUUUUUUUUUUCUCUUC